AUGCCAAGCUAUAGACCGCCAUGGCUCGCUCAAUGGAUCAUUGGUGUAGCAGGCGCCUCGGGCAGCGGCAAGACGACCUUUGCUCGUGAAGUCGUUGCUUCUCUCGGUGUACCCUGGGUCGUGAUUGUCUCUCUUGAUUCCUUCUACAAAGUCUUGACACCAGAGCAAUCUGCUGAAGCGCACAAGGAUAAUUAUCAAUUUGACCAUCCUCAAGCAUUUGACUGGGACUUACUCAUUCAAACACUCGAAGAUCUCAAGGCUGGUAAGCGGGUAGAGAUUCCAGUGUAUUCAUUCGCCAAACACGCGAGGCUACCGGAUGCCUCUGUUCCUUUAUAUGGCGUCAAUGUCGUUGUCCUCGAGGGCAUCUACGCACUACACGACGAUCCACGGCUACAGGCAUUGUUGGACAUGAAAAUCUACCUAGACACCGAUUCUGACGUCUGUCUGGCCCGUCGUCUGGCGCGUGAUACACGCGAACGCGGGCGCGAUUUGAAGGGUAUUCUGGCGCAGUAUAGUAAAUGGGUCAAGCCAGCAUUUGAUGCCACUGUGCGUCCUCAGAUGCACAGGGCAGAUGUCAUUAUCCCGCGAGGAUGUGAUAACAAGGUGGCGCUGAAAAUGGUUGUUCGGCAUAUCGAGCAUGCACUGGCAAAGAAGUCUGAACAGCAUCAACAGCACCUGGCACAAUUGCGGCAGACGUGCUCGCAAGACGGUCAAACGGAGGCGGAUAAUCUGCCAUCGACUGUGUCUGUAUUGGAGCAAACGAAUCAGGUGAGAGGAAUCCAUACAAUCAUCAGGAAUGGCAAAACGGAACGAGACGACUUUAUCUUCUACCUUGAGCGCAUGGCAACACUCAUCGUUGAGCGAAGUCUGGAAGGUCUUCCGCAUACUGAGAAGCACGUUACAACAGCCUGCGGUCAGUAUCGGGGUGCACAACUUUCGGUGCCUAUAACAGGCGUCUCUAUCAUGCGUGCUGGUGAAAUAUUCGAGGUGGCCUUACGACAAGCAAUCAGAGAUUGUCAGAUUGGCAAAUUACUGAUUCAGAGUGACUCUCGUACAGGUGAACCGCGCUUGCACUACCUCAAACUGCCAAAGGGUAUUGCCUCCCAUCAAAUCUUAUUGCUGGAUGCACAAAUUGCUAGUGCAGCCACUGCCAUAAUGGCCGUACGUGUGUUGUUGGAUCACGGUGUGCCGGAAGAGCAAAUCACGUUUGUUGCGAUUCUUGCAAGUGCAUUGGGUGUGAGGGCGCUUGCGAGUGUGUAUCCAAAAUUGAAGGUGGUUGUGGGUGCUGUUGACGAGGGACUGAUGGGUGUUUCGAAUCACAUCAAGCCUGGUGCAGGGAAUUUGGGCCAGAGAUACUUUGGAGCAUAG
Protomyces lactucae-debilis is the source of this 1368-nucleotide messenger RNA. Its product is annotated as uridine kinase family-domain-containing protein. NCBI's taxonomy places the organism in Eukaryota, Fungi, Ascomycota, Taphrinomycetes, Taphrinales, Protomycetaceae. Gene Ontology annotation, molecular function: ATP binding; kinase activity. The record is from RefSeq and is a predicted model, not a curated record. Bases 1 to 1368 code for a protein of 455 amino acids. Gene Ontology annotation, cellular component: cytoplasm. The transcript has a single exon.